Molecule: messenger RNA, 1035 nt
Organism: Quercus robur (English oak)
Lineage: Eukaryota; Viridiplantae; Streptophyta; Magnoliopsida; Fagales; Fagaceae
Exons: 4
Coding region: 1-1035 (344 amino acids)
Source: RefSeq, a predicted model, not a curated record
AUGGCUUCCCCAUCAUGGAUCGAUGAAGUAAUUGCCGCCAUUCCCACACAAGUGACGGAAGAUAUGAAUGAAAGCCUUAACAGGUGUUUCACUAGGGAGGAGGUUACCGUCGCUCUUAAACAGAUCCACCCCACAAAAGCACCUAGCCCAGAUGGGAAUGAUGGCUUUAUGGCUGCCAAAUUAGAUAUGAGUAAAGCUUUUGACAGAGUCAAGUGGGGCUUUAUACAGGGGGUUAUGGAGAAACUGGGUUUCAGCUCAAGGCAAGGGGACUCCCUCUCCUCGAUUCUUUUCCUUAUUUGCAUUGAAGGGCUCUCAGCUCCUAUCCAUGAGGCAACCCAGAACCAGUUUUUGACAAGCAUUUCCAUUUGUAGGGGCUGUCCAAGAGUUACCCAUCUUCUCUUUGCGAAUGUUAGCAUCCUUUUCUGCAAGGCCAGUGUGGGGGAAAGCAGGGAGUUAAAGUUUUUACUCCAGAAAUAUGAGGAUGCUUUGGGUCAGAAGAUCAAUACUGAUAAGUCCUCAAUUUUCUUUAGCCCCAACACUGCUCUAGAAGUCAAGGAGGAGAUCUUUGCUACCCUAAGUCCUAUGCAAGACUCUAGACACUCAAAAUACCUUGGCCUUCCUUCUUUCAUUGGAAGAUCGAAAAUGCAAGUGUUCUCUAUCCUAAAAGAGAGGAUUGGGCACAAGCUAGUUGGCUGGAAGGGCUUAUGUGAUGAUAUUGAAAGCAUGGUGAGGAACUUCUGGUGGGGCCAAAGGCAACAAGAACCUAAAAUGAAUUGGGUUAGCUGGAAAACAAUGUGUAUGCCUAAAGCUCAAGGAGGCAUGGGUUUUAGGAAUUUGCAAGCUUUCAACAAAGUAAUGCUGGCAAAGCAAUUAUGGCGAAUCCUCCAAAACCCAAACUCUCUAGUGGCAAGGGUUCUUAAAGCUAAAUACUUCCCUACUAAAGAUAUUCUGAAUGCUAACCUUGGAAGCUCCCCUUCAUAUUCUUGGAGAAGCAUCCACAGUAGCCUUGAUGUUAUAAGGAAGGGAACUCGGUAG